CGCCGCGCCGUGCGACCUUGCCAUCUUCUCCUCCUCCUCCUCCGUCGUUGCCGCCUCCCUUCUUCCUCUCACUCUCGACCCGCACCAUGGCGCCAAGGAAGUUCUUCGUGGGCGGGAACUGGAAGAUGAACGGCGACAAGAAGAGCCUCGGGGAGCUCAUCAAGACCCUCAACGGGGGCAAGGUCGCCGGGGACGUCGAGGUUGUUUGCGGCGCUCCCACCAUCUACCUUGACUUUGCCCGCCAGAAGCUUGAUGCCAAGUUUGGUGUGGCUGCACAGAACUGUUACAAAGUGUCCAAGGGGGCUUUCACAGGAGAAAUCAGUCCUGCCAUGAUAAAGGAUAUUGGAGCUACCUGGGUGAUCUUGGGACACUCUGAGAGAAGACAUGUCUUUGGCGAGUCAGAUGAGCUUAUUGGGCAGAAGGUGGCCCACGCCUUGGCUGAGGGUCUUGGUGUCAUUGCCUGCAUUGGGGAGAAACUGGAUGAGCGAGAGGCUGGCAUCACAGAGAAGGUGGUGUUUGAACAGACCAAGGCUAUUGCUGAUAAUGUGAAGGAUUGGAGCAAAGUAGUUCUUGCCUAUGAGCCAGUUUGGGCCAUUGGAACUGGCAAAACUGCAACACCCCAACAGGCCCAGGAAGUUCAUGAGAAGUUGCGAGGCUGGCUGAAGAGCCAUGUAUCUGAUGCUGUUUCGCAAUCAACGCGAAUAAUCUAUGGAGGCUCAGUCACUGGUGCCACUGCCAAAGAACUGGCUUCUCAACCUGAUUUGGAUGGCUUUCUUGUUGGUGGAGCCUCUCUCAAGCCUGAAUUUAUAGAUAUAAUCAAUGCAAAACACUGAAAUCUACCAUACAGUCAAAAGCUGGGGAGUGCCAUCAUGGUGUGGAGAUAGAUACUGUAAAAAUAAAUGCCCAGCCUCUACAUUCAAGAGCAGUGGCCUCAACCUCCAACCUGUUUCCGUACACUUGCUGUUCUUUGUCCAAUUCUGCUGCUGAACACAAUGGUUGCAAAGACAUGCAUUGGUUAGUCUAGAGCCUUGGUCUAGUCAGAGCUUUUUCCACUUCCUUCUAUUUGUGAGUGGGAUUUCUUGCUCUUAUCCCCAUAAGUUGUUUUCUAACCAGUGUCUGUGUUGUUGUUGUAGGCCCACCUGCCCCUUUGAAGAAGGGAUAUUGAUUCUUGUUUUCAGCCAGUUUAAAGCCAGUGCUCAGUGACCUGUGUUGUUUGUACGCUGUAUGUCUGUUUCAUGUUCCAUAAGCCAACAAUGAACGGAAAUAAACAAAGGGAAAUCAA
Messenger RNA from Anolis sagrei ordinatus, 1282 nucleotides. It is a transcript of the gene TPI1, whose product is annotated as triosephosphate isomerase 1. The record is from RefSeq and is a predicted model, not a curated record. Gene Ontology annotation, cellular component: cytosol. NCBI's taxonomy places the organism in Eukaryota, Metazoa, Chordata, Lepidosauria, Squamata, Anolidae. Gene Ontology annotation, biological process: glyceraldehyde-3-phosphate biosynthetic process; glycolytic process; glycerol catabolic process. Gene Ontology annotation, molecular function: triose-phosphate isomerase activity.